AUGAACUACAGACUGCCAGCUGACGAGGUGCUGCCCUGCCUCUGCCUGCAGGUCUGGCUGGAGACCCAGGACCCACCACGGGCCACCCUGUGCCCCUUCUCCCACGAUGCCGAGGCCUGGGAGCGGCUGUGGGCACGCAGCCGGCUGGUCCUGCAUGCCGAGGGGCAGGUGCUGACCUGCUCCCUCUCGGCCCCCUGCGACCUCCCGGCCGAGCUGGUGCCCUGCUGGCAGCCGGAGCCCACCGGGCCCUGCCAAGCCCUGCCUGGCCUGCAGCGGCCUGCCGUGGGGCUGGGACCCCAGGAGUUUGGGGGGCUGCAGCCGCACCCCAACCUCUGCGUACAGGUGUGGAGCGGUGGGCAGGUCCGGCUGACCCAGUGCCUGCGGGAGCAAGUGCUGCCCAGCCGCACCGAUGACCUCCUGCUGCUGGAGCGCGGGGGAAACGCCUCGCUGUGCGCCCUGGAGCGGGGCGCCUGCACGCCCCUCUCCAGCUUCACCAGCACGGGAGCUGGGCAUCCUGGGCUGCUGGAGCAGGAGCUGCGGCGGGACGUGGCGACGGGACAGUGCAGGCAGGUCUGGCACCCUCAGAACAGCACCGGGGUCGUGCUCUGGGCCUGUCCCCUGCACAAGUGCUGGCUGAAGUCCCUGAGGGCUGACUGCGUCUCCGAGGGCCCGCUGCGAGGCCGGCGGGCACUGUUGGUGCACGCGGCGGAACCGGCGGCAGAACGGGUGGCGUGCGCCUUGACGGCGGCCCUGCACCCGCUGGGGCUGGCGGUGACGGUGGCACCGGGAGCCUGUGCUGGCGGGCCCCAGCAGCCCUGCAGCGGCAAUGGGCGAUGCGACGGCAACGGCACCCGCCGCGGCACUGGCCUGUGCUCUGCAGGCCCGGGCACGGGCUGCAGCCCGGGCUACGGUGGCCCCUUCUGUGCCGAGUGCGGUGACGGCUACUACGAGGCAUCGCGGAACAAGAGCCACCUGGUAUGUGCCGAGUGCUACCAGGCGUGCGGGCGCUGCACGGGGCCGGAGGACUCCAGCUGCCUUCGCUGCAAGAGGGGCUGGGUGCUGCACGAGCACCGCUGCAUCGACAUCGACGAGUGUGGCACGGAGAUGGCGCACUGCCGAGCCAACCAGUUCUGCGUCAACACGGAGGGCUCCUACGAGUGCCGAGACUGCUCCACGGCUUGCAUUGGCUGCAUGGGUGCCGGGCCGGCUCGCUGCAAGAAAUGCAACAAGGGGUACUGGCGGGACGGAGCCAAGUGCCUGGACGUGGACGAGUGCGCCAGCACGGAGGAGCCGGUGUGCACGGGGGCACAGGAGGUGUGUGAGAACACCGAGGGCAGCUACCGCUGCGUCUGCGCCCGUGGCUACGUCCGGCAGGACGGGCAGUGCGUGGAAGACAAGCCCCCUGAGAAGGGCUUCUUUGACGACGUGACGGAGGACGAGGUGGUGGUGCUGCAGCAGAUGUUCUUUGGCGUGAUGAUCUGCGCCCUCGCCACGUUGGCCGCCAAGGGCGACAUGGUCUUCACUGCCAUCUUCAUCGGCGCCGUGGCCGCCAUGGCCGGCUACUGGCUCUCUGACCGCAGCGACCGCGUCCUCGAUGGCUUCAUGAAGGGCAGAUAG
Nipponia nippon (crested ibis) is the source of this 1617-nucleotide messenger RNA. The record is from RefSeq and is a predicted model, not a curated record. NCBI's taxonomy places the organism in Eukaryota, Metazoa, Chordata, Aves, Pelecaniformes, Threskiornithidae.